This is a messenger RNA of Diachasma alloeum, 1783 nucleotides long. RefSeq names its product DNA repair protein XRCC3 (gene Xrcc3). The transcript has 4 exons. The record is from RefSeq and is a predicted model, not a curated record. Gene Ontology annotation, biological process: t-circle formation; telomere maintenance via recombination; double-strand break repair via synthesis-dependent strand annealing. Gene Ontology annotation, molecular function: ATP hydrolysis activity; ATP-dependent DNA damage sensor activity; four-way junction DNA binding. The coding region runs from base 59 to 823 and encodes 254 amino acids. Gene Ontology annotation, cellular component: replication fork; Rad51C-XRCC3 complex. NCBI's taxonomy places the organism in Eukaryota, Metazoa, Arthropoda, Insecta, Hymenoptera, Braconidae.
AUAAGUCACUGGAAUGUGCACUGUUCCCAGAAGAACAACAAUUACUCAUUAAUCAUUGAUGAAUUCUGCAACAACAGCAACAGAAUUCCUGACAAAAGAGGAUUAUUUAACCACUGGAUGUUCAAAGAUCGACGGAAUAUUGAGGGGUGGAAUUUCUAAGAGAGGAAUAACACAGAUUUAUGGAGAAGCCGGCACCGGCAAAACUCAAUUCGCCCUUCAACUUUGCUUAACAGCUCAAAUAUCUCCGGAAAGGGAUAGCAGAAAAGGAGUUCUUUACAUCUGCACAGAAUCAGUAUUUCCAUCAAAACGCCUGCAAGAGCUCCUGAAAACCUCUCCAAUUUCGAAGAAAUACAAAUCCACCAGUGAUUUGAUAUUCGUCGAACAUAUAUCCACAGUUGGAGACCUGGAGAACUGCAUUUUAACUCGAGUACCAGUAUUUCUGGCUAACAAUUCAAUAGCCCUUCUUAUCAUCGACUCGAUAGCUGCAUCAUAUCGGGUGGAAUACGAAGAAAACCAGUUGAAGAGUCGAGCCAAGAGCCUCAGGAGCAUUGGACAUGCAUUGCAUGGAUUCUCCAUGAAUAAUAACUUAUGCGUUGUGUGCAUAAAUCAGGUAUCUGCCAAUAUGGGAGCAGGGAAAUCCCUCUGUCACGAUAACAAGCCAGUAUUAGGGGUCACCUGGGCCUGCCAAGUGACGAAUUCAAUUAAUUUCUGCAGAGUUAAUGAUCAACGUCAUAUCCACGUCAGGGAGUCCUCGUAUGUGCCUCGUGCAUCACUCGCAUUCGAUAUCACGCAGGCUGGAGUCUUCGGGUCGUCCAUUUUAUAACGAAAUAAUAUUUAUUGAGCAGUAGAGAGUCACCAAAGCGUAAGAAAUACGUUUUCUCAGGGGAAUAAUUUGUCAAUAGCUGAAAAUGCGUCUUCGUCGAUCCUCCUGAGGACUUCUGUGGGGCUCCACUCGUUUUUAUCGUCCGACGUGUCGAAAGGAUCUGAUGUCUGGAUGUCCAGAUGGCCAAGGUCACUCUCCAAGAUCAAUCUGAAUCAUCAGGAGGGAAUCAAAUGAAAAAAAUCUAAAAAUCUGAUGAAAAUAAUGAGGGAAGAGGUGAAAUGAACUCAUUCAAGUCUCGAUAUCUCUGGACCCAACGGUGCGAUUUGGUCGAGUCUGCGCUCAUUUUGAAGUUUGAAAAAAUAUCUUGAAAAUGAAAAAAAAAUUGUUGGAAUUCACGCUGCCGAUCGCGAGAUAUUGGAGAUUGAAGGGGUCUAGGUUUCGAUGAAUUCAGUUUUUUCACCUGAACGAGUGGAGAAAUGUUCGGUGGGGCUCGUGGUCCUGGCGAUUGCUGUAGGUGUAAUCCCCGAUGAUGGUGUGCCCUAUGUGGGAACAGUGCACUCGCAGCUGGUGUCUACGUCCAGUCCCGGGGCGCAGGAGAACCUUCGUCGCAGGUUUUCCGUUUCUCAGGCCUUUUUCGAGCACUAGUAUUGCUGUGACACAGUCUCGGGGGUUUUGGCAGUGGACUUGGUCGCUGGUGCACAUUCUUUUGUUACCCAGGAGUUCUCGAAUGUCUUCCCCUGGGAAUGAAUCCCAUUUUUUUAAUCUCAGUUGUGGAAAAUCCUAUUGAAAUUCUAUUGAAAAUGUCUAGAAAAAACUAUUUUAUAGAAAAAAUCAAUAGAAUUUUCUCUUUUCAUUUGGACAUUGUCAAUAGAAAUUCUUCGACAUGAGAUUUCCAUUUUUUUUUCCUCUCUCUGUUUCUCUUCUUUCUUUUUCAUUAAAAAAUGGACCAAAAAAACUCAG